UGUUCGAAUUUCCAUCCGAGUGCUCUUUCUAUAUCAUUUCAUUCUUGUUCAACACUCAGUAAACAACGAAGUUACACGAAUGAUGGCGUUGAUUGGAAUCCGCUAACGUAUCCUGGGCCUUGGAGAGAAAAGGAGGCAAUAUGAACGGUGCACGAAGUUCAGCCGAAAAGAACAGACUGCUCUAUCAGCAGCAAAGGACAACGAAGACAACGCGAUUUCGAACGUUAUAGCAGUCCUACUAUUUCUGAUGUUAUGUAAUGGCCGGCUUCCUUUAGAAACUUCAGUCCCCACGAGUCCCCAUCUAGAUAUUAUUUUAUCUUGUUUAAUAUUCAGUGAACAAGGACAAAGUAAUAUUUACCGAAUGAACUUCCGCGUUUUUAUCGGGUGUUCUUUGUCUUGAAUCGGAUUUCUGAGCCAUUAAACCGUGCAACAAGUUGUGGUAUCCUAUAGUGUAUAUGUAUUAUAUAUUCGAAAAGAAAGAAGAAACGUACUUGAAAUACAAGUACUGUAAGAGAAGAUCCUUAGCUCACAUCAUUCGUGUUUCAGAAAGGAAAGAGUAGAAGCUGGGAAGGUGAAUUGAUUGAUUGAUUGAUUGAAUUGAUUGACAAGGAAUUUUUCGAGGGAAUUCUUUAACUUGAAAAAUGGCGAAAAGUAUCAAUUCCUUGGAUGGUUUUAAGAUUGGGGAUUUGAUGAAUAAAGAUGGAAUGAUGUUUGAAAUUGGAGAUGAUGACAUUAAUAACAAUGAGGAGGAUGAAGAAUUUUCAUAUUCUUCAAAUGUACAAUUCAGCAAUGAAGAGAUGUUAAAUAUGUUAAACAUGAAUGAUUUUGAUGAUGAAAUGGAGGAUGAGAAAGAAUCUGUAUCACUCUGUGGUAUAAGCUUUUCAAAGCUGAAAACAAAGAUGACGAGCUUAAUUCCAAAUGGAAAAGUCAUGAAGUAUGUCAAACAAAAAGGUGUUGGAGUAAUUAUACCAAACAAUGCUCAAGCGAUUGUCCAUUAUAUCGGAUAUUUUGAAUACAGAGAUGAGCCUUUUGAUUCUACUUACGCUAUUGGGAAACCAAGAUCGUUGCGUUUAGGUCAGAGUUUUAUUAUACCUGGUUUAGAAAUGGGUAUACGUUCUAUGCAAAAGCAUGAAAUAGCAGUAUUUUUGAUACAUCCUGAUUAUGCGUACAAGGCUGUUGGUUGUCCACCACGUAUUCCACCUAACGAGGAAGUGGUCUUUGUUGUUCAUCUAGUUGAUUACGUUGACGAUGGCUGUGCACAAACAUAUCAAAAUCUUACCGACGAGGAGAAACAAUUAUUUAAAAAUGUGAUACGACCUGUGAAACAUAUGUUUGUGACUGCCAAAGACUGUUGUACAAAAUUUAACUACAAACAGGCGAUACGAGAAUAUAGAAAAAUUACUGAUUGUAUGGAAUCAAUCAAGUUAAAUAAUGAUUUGGAAGAAAAAGAAAUGAAUGAAUUACUCUCACGAGCUUAUACCAAUCUUGGAGUUUGUUAUAACAAAGAAAACAUGCCUACUAAAGCUUGCUUAGCUUUAAGGAAAGUUCCAAAACCAACAGCUAAAAGCUAUUAUCACCAUGGAAAAGCUUUGCUGAGUAUUGGAGAAUAUAAUGAAGCAAUGAACGAGUUCCAGAAAGCUUGGGUGUUAGAACCGCACAAUGACUCUAUUAAAAAAGCAAUUCGGACAACAAAUUUGAAACAGCGUGAGUAUCUGGAAAUAGAGAAACGCUUAUGGAAAAAUUGCUUCAGAUCUAAAGAAGAAAAAAUAAAAGUUAAUGAAUUUCGAAACGCCGCCCGCGAUUUGUGUGAAAGACUUAUCAACAAUAAUGAUGCAGUAAGACAAAAUCUCUCAGAGGGUUUUACAAAAGAAGAAUAUGAAAUUAUACGUGAGGAAGCGGCUAUAUUAGGAUUAAAUGUCGUUACAUCUAUUAGAUAUGGCAAAGAAACUAUAUUUCUUCAAAAAAGCAGAUCAUAAAAUUACAUUACUGUUAUUUAAAAUUGCAAUAUCCAGAAUUCUUCAGUAUACAUCCUGGUAUUGCAAUUCUUAUAAUCGUUGAUGUAUAUUCGUUGAUAUAUAUUCGUUAAUGUAUUACAGUAUUGAGCAGUUAGUUUGACUUCAAGAAGCUCUGUGAUGCACGCCAUUAUAGUAUAUACAUUGCUAGUACUGAAAAUCUGUAGUAUACAUAACGUAAAUUAUUAUAGAGUUUCAAUAUUGACAAUGUAUAUUGGAACACUCAAUAUCAUAACUCGACCAAAGAGAAUUAUAGUAUAUGCCAACUAAAUUAGCAAUAAGCUCUGACAAUAUCUAAAUCAAUAUUUUUUAUUCUUGAUUUUGGUCCUAAAAGUAAUAGAUUUAUGGAUAUUUACAAAACUCCUGUUAUCUAUGUUUAAGCAUUGCCAAAUAUAGGAAAAGUAUAUGCAACGAAAUUUCAAUAAUACUGCUCAGUUAAAAUUAGUUUAAAUUAGGACAAACAAAUACCGGAUGUUCGUGGAGCAACUUAGGUAUUUUAUUGUUCGAUGUUAGUAAUAAGAUCUAAUGGAUUGAAUAGCCCAAGAAUAUUUUUACUUAUGUAAUAUGAAGGUAUAAAAG
Messenger RNA from Trachymyrmex cornetzi, 2591 nucleotides. It is a transcript of the gene shu, whose product is annotated as inactive peptidyl-prolyl cis-trans isomerase shutdown. Gene Ontology annotation, biological process: spermatogenesis; piRNA processing. The transcript is spliced from 6 exons. Gene Ontology annotation, cellular component: cytoplasm. Gene Ontology annotation, molecular function: Hsp90 protein binding; peptidyl-prolyl cis-trans isomerase activity. Bases 642 to 1976 code for a protein of 444 amino acids. The record is from RefSeq and is a predicted model, not a curated record. NCBI's taxonomy places the organism in Eukaryota, Metazoa, Arthropoda, Insecta, Hymenoptera, Formicidae.